Messenger RNA from Oncorhynchus masou masou (cherry salmon), 1822 nucleotides. RefSeq names its product zinc finger protein 239-like. Lineage: Eukaryota; Metazoa; Chordata; Actinopteri; Salmoniformes; Salmonidae. The transcript has a single exon. Gene Ontology annotation, molecular function: DNA-binding transcription factor activity, RNA polymerase II-specific; RNA polymerase II cis-regulatory region sequence-specific DNA binding. Gene Ontology annotation, biological process: regulation of transcription by RNA polymerase II. Gene Ontology annotation, cellular component: nucleus. The record is from RefSeq and is a predicted model, not a curated record. The annotation marks the transcript as partial.
GCAGGAGGAAAACCAAACUUGGACGAACCAAAGACGUCCAAACCAGCAAGUCAACACCUCUGCUCCCAGAUUGAAAAGAGUUUUACCAAGUCAGGAAGCCUGAAAAUACAUGAGGGAAUACACACAGGGCAGAAGCCCUUCCUUUGCUCCCAGUGUGGGAAGAGUUUUAAGCGGUUAGACACCCUCAAAGCUCAUGAGCGUAUUCACACAGGGGAGAAGCAUUUCCAUUGCUCCCAAUGUGGGAAAAUUUUUAAGCGGUUACUCACCCUCAAAGCUCAUGAGCGUAUACACACAGGGGAGAAGCCUUUCCAUUGCUCUCAGUGUGAGAAGAGUUUUAAGCGGUUAGACACCCUCAAAGCUCAUGAGCGUAUACACACAGGGGAGAAGCCUUACAAAUGUUCAGACUGUGGGAAGAUAUAUUACUCAUCACACUCACUUAAAAGUCACGUGAGAAUUCACACAGGGGAGAAGCCUUACCUCUGCUCCCUAUGUGGAAAGAGUUUUAGUCACUUUGGAAACAUGAAAGCUCAUGAGCGAAUACACACAGGGGAGAAGCCUUACCACUGCUCCCAGUGUGGAAAGACUUUUAACUAUUCGGGAAACCUAAAAGAGCACAUGAGACUGCACACAGGGGAGAAGCCUUACAAAUGCUCAGACUGUGGGAAGACCUAUUAUUCUUCACAGUCACUUAAAAUUCAUGUGAGAAUCCACACAGGGGAGAAGCCUUACCACUGCCCCCAGUGUGGAAAUAAUUUUAGUCACUUAGGAACCCUGAAAGUUCAUCAGCGACUACACACAGGGGAGAAGCCUUACCACUGCUCCCAGUGUGGAAAGAGUUUUGGCCAAGUAGGAACCCUGAAAGCUCAUGAGCGAAUACACACAGGAGAGAAGCCUUACCACUGCUCCCAGUGUGGAAAGCGUUUUAACCAUUCGGGAAAGCUGAAAAAACAUGUGAGAAUUCACACAGGAGAGAAUAAUUACUUCUCCUUGACUUCUUAAAAUGCAUCAGAGAACAUACACAGUGCUCCCAGUGUCUUUAAUUGUUGACUGAGAAUGUGUUUUCUUGUUUAUACCAUAUGAAUUUAAAUUGUACAAUGUAUACUCAAAAAAAUAUAUUUGUGUGUUUUUGUUGGAAAACAUGAAUUGAAUAUGGAGUACAGUGGUUCGUCCUUUAAAAGUUGCAGCGUACUGCAGCACAGCUUGCAUGGUGCCACAGAAUUCUAUGGCAUGUUAUUUACGUGUCAACCACUAUCACCAAUAAUGCUAGUAAGUGCUAGUUUGACCACCAGAGGGCACCUUUGAGAAGCGUUUGAUUGCCUUCAAUAGUGGCUGUACUAGAGAAUUUAAAACGUAUUUUUGUAAGAACAAUGUAAAUGGGACUGAUAUCAAGAAAUGUUUCUUUAUUAAUUUCAUAAUUAAACUGUUUAUGACUGGGGUUCCGCCCACCAGAAAGAGACUGCUAUGGCAUCAACAGCACAAUAUUGUAUAGAGGACUGAGGGUCUUCACAAUAUUGUACAUUAAAAGUGUAUAUGGUUACCAUUGUUAUUUUCAAUUUUUUCCCCCAAUUUUUUUUUGGGGGGGGGGGUGUGUUAGAACAGAAUUUUAGUAUUUUGUAUAUAGUUAUUUGCAUCCAAAUGUAUCACUGUACCAAUUUAACCAAUAGGGUACAUUUGGGCAACUUGUGUGGGACACCUGGGUGACUUCAUGCUCAAUGUCAUGUUGCACAAAUACUGUUGCCCUCUUAUGUUCUUCUUUGAAAUUAUCCCCAGCAUCAUAUCUGAAUGUUUGGCUGUUCUUGUUCAUUUGAAAGAUGCAACAAAA